Meriones unguiculatus (Mongolian gerbil) is the source of this 2100-nucleotide messenger RNA. RefSeq names its product prostaglandin E receptor 3 (gene Ptger3). The transcript is spliced from 4 exons. Lineage: Eukaryota; Metazoa; Chordata; Mammalia; Rodentia; Muridae. The record is from RefSeq and is a predicted model, not a curated record. The coding region runs from base 132 to 1226 and encodes 364 amino acids. Gene Ontology annotation, molecular function: prostaglandin E receptor activity. Gene Ontology annotation, cellular component: plasma membrane. Gene Ontology annotation, biological process: inflammatory response; intestine smooth muscle contraction; phospholipase C-activating G protein-coupled receptor signaling pathway.
GGCUACGGCGGGCGAUGGAGCGCAGAGCCGGGUCCCGCGCUGUGCCCCGGCGCACGCCGCUGCUGCCCCGCACCUGAGCCGUGAGGCCCCGGCCCCGCGCGCCCUCCCUCGGCCCCGCCACUCCGGCAGGCAUGUGGGAGCCGGGGCUCUCCGACGAAGCGCACGGCAACCUGUCCAGGGCUGCCGAGGACUGCGGCUCCGUGUCCGUGGCCUUCCCCAUCACCAUGAUGGCUACCGGCUUCGUGGGCAACGCGCUGGCUAUGCUGCUUGUGUCGCGCAGCUACCGUCGCCGCGAGAGCAAGCGCAAGAAGUCCUUCCUGCUGUGCAUCGGCUGGCUGGCACUCACCGACCUGGUGGGGCAGCUGCUGACCAGCCCGGUUGUCAUCCUCGUGUACCUGUCGCAGCGACGCUGGGAGCAACUCGACCCCUCGGGGCGCCUGUGCACCUUCUUCGGGCUGACCAUGACGGUGUUUGGGCUGUCCUCGCUCCUGGUGGCCAGCGCCAUGGCGGUGGAGCGCGCUCUGGCCAUCCGCGCCCCUCACUGGUACGCCAGCCACAUGAAGACCCGCGCCACGCGCGCGGUGCUGCUGGGCGUGUGGCUGGCGGUGCUGGCCUUCGCGCUGCUGCCGGUGCUGGGCGUGGGCCGCUACACCGUGCAGUGGCCGGGCACGUGGUGCUUCAUCAGCACCGGGCCGGCGGGCAACCACACGGCUCCCGCGCGCGAGCCGGCCACCGUGGUCUUUGCCUCCGCCUUCGCCUGCCUGGGCUUGCUGGCCCUGGUGGUGACCUUUGCCUGCAACCUGGCGACCAUCGAAGCCCUGGUGUCCCGCUGCCGGGCCAAGGCCGCCGCCUCGCAGACCAGCGCCCAGUGGGGUCGGAUCACCACCGAGACGGCCAUCCAGCUCACCGGGAUCAUGUGUGUGCUGUCCAUCUGCUGGUCGCCGCUGUUGAUAAUGAUGUUGAAAAUGAUCUUCAGUCAGACAUCGCUUGAGCAAUGCAAGACACAGAUGGGAAAGGAAAAGGAAUGCAACUCCUUCCUAAUUGCAGUUCGCCUGGCUUCGCUGAACCAGAUCUUGGACCCCUGGGUUUAUCUGCUGCUAAGAAAGAUCCUUCUUCGGAAGUUCUGCCAGAUCACACACCACCCCAACCCCAGCUCCAGCUCCACAUCCCUGCCCGGCCCCGGCUCUUCAGCGCUAAUGUGGAGUGACCAGCUGGACAGAUGUUGAACAGCCCAUGGUGGACUUUCAUCGUAGACUCUGCUUCCCUAGGACUGUGAAUUUCUUCCCCCUGAGAAGGAGAACUGCAUUAUUUUGGAUUGUAUCUUCUUUGGCCUCAUAUUUUAAUUUCUUCCCUUGCCAUUACACACUGAACAAGCUUUCUUAUGAUAAUCUGAGAGUCUGAAUGUGAGUUGGCUCCUGCACAGGGCUGACACUUCACACUGGAGAGACAGGGCAGGCCUGCGUAGACAAGGCUGGAGAGCCACAUACAGACUCCAGCUCCAGCCUCCAGAAUCUUUAUGGACAUCAAUGUCUUCACAUGUUUUCAUAGUUUGGUUCUACUGAAUAUAACUGAAAAGGCAGCAUAACUUUUUAACAGCAAAGCAUCAAUGUGUUGACAGCAAAUGUCCAUCUAAUCAGCCAUUAGCAUAACAAGACAAAAAAGUGUAUUCAAAAAGGCAGGAGGGAUUGUACAUAGUGUGUUUGUGCCAAGCAGGCAUGGGCACCACAGAGAGUUGUGUCCUUCUCACCAAGACUGGGAAAUAAAGCUUCUAGUUUAGUUCUAAUUACAGGAUCCUCAGUAUUGCAGGAAUUGUGCCAUUGCUUCUCUGUUUUUCAAGGGAGACAUUUAGCUGAGGGCACCUUCCAAUCAUCACAGGCAGUUCCAAGACUGGGUGACUAAGUGUUAGUGAGAGCCAUUAAAAGGUAAACAGCUAAUUAUGGUUUCAGUUCAAUCUUGUUUUUUGAAUCACUAUCAACUUAAGAUUUCUCAUAAUUUGUGCUCAGACAGCACAAACAAAAAAGGGCAAAAUUAAUGAAUGUCAGUUAUUCUACAUGUAACUCUGUGACUUUUUAUGAAUAAAAUGCUUUUUGUGUGUUGAAA